This is a messenger RNA of Punica granatum (pomegranate), 814 nucleotides long. NCBI's taxonomy places the organism in Eukaryota, Viridiplantae, Streptophyta, Magnoliopsida, Myrtales, Lythraceae. The record is from RefSeq and is a predicted model, not a curated record.
GUCUGAGUUUGUGGUGUAUAUAUGCCGGGAAUUGACCAAUCAAUCCCUUCCCCCAUUUCCUCUCCCAUUUUCCCUGAGAAAGCUUCGUUCCUCUUCUCGGGCUCAGCAGAUCAGCACGGCAGGAUCCUCUCUUCAGUGCCCCCAGCGAUGAAGAGGUCGAGUCUCUUCGCAGCUUCCAUGGCUGCCGUGUCUGCAACUGCCACCGUCUCUGCUGCUUCUCCCCCGUCAAACUUCACCUGCAAUUGCAAUUUCAAACUCUCCCUCCAGGAGGCUGGCUCCAGCAGAGAUCAUGAGGAUUCUUCCUUGCAAUCUGCUGCUUCGGAUUCUUCCUUGCAAUCAGCUGCUUCAACCGAUAAGUUCGCCCCGAGAUUCGACGGGCUGCGGUUUAUUGAAACACUGGUUACUGCUCACAGAUGAUAUUCUGUUCAUCCCUGGGAAAAUAUGGUGAUCUCGAUUCUUGUCCAGUGAUUACAGGAGACUGAAAAGAAAAAGAAAAAGAAAAUUGGAUUUGCAACUUUUAGUUCGAUUUUUACUUUUACAGGAGAAAACAGAAUGUAUCUUUCUGGGGGUCAUUGUAUUUCCUCAUUAGAGCAAAUGUCUUUCGUUCAAGAUUCACUCUUCUGUACUGUGGGUUCCAAUUCUUUGUGAGGUUGAUAUUUAUUCGAUCCGUGCCAUGUUAUAAGAUGGUUGGGGUGUCAUUGGAUUGAUCGGUAUUUGUUCCAUCUUUCAUGUAGGGUUUGAGCCGUCUGUUGGUCUUAUCUACCUGUACGAAUUAUCUUUCUCGAAAUCGAAGAGCUUAACUUGUCUUCUCAUA